Acinonyx jubatus (cheetah) is the source of this 30764-nucleotide messenger RNA. It is a transcript of the gene DMD, whose product is annotated as dystrophin. The transcript is spliced from 78 exons. NCBI's taxonomy places the organism in Eukaryota, Metazoa, Chordata, Mammalia, Carnivora, Felidae. The record is from RefSeq and is a predicted model, not a curated record. Gene Ontology annotation, biological process: synaptic signaling. Gene Ontology annotation, cellular component: plasma membrane. Bases 17227 to 28302 code for a protein of 3691 amino acids. Gene Ontology annotation, molecular function: zinc ion binding; protein binding.
UACCAUUAGUAAAGGCUGCAGUGAGCAUCUGACUCCACUACUAAAAACAGUAACAGCUAACAAGAGCAAGAGAGACACAGCGACAAAAGUAACUUACCAUUCAAAUUAUACCUAUGAUCAGGACCUACGUUUAAAUCCUGAUGCCUACAUUUUUAACUUUGUGGUCCUGGCAGUUCUUAAACUCAUUUGCCUUAGUUUUUCCACCAGCAUCUGUAGAUGGAUAUUAAUGGUAAUUAACCUCUACAUUUAUUACAAGGAUCACAUGAACUAAUGCAUGAAAAGUGCUUUGUAAAUAAACAACCCAAUUUAAAAAUGGGCCAAAGACCUUAACAGACACCCGCCAAAGAGGAUCCACAGAUGACAAAUACACAUAUGUCAUCAGGGAAACAAAAAUUUUAAAAAAUGAGAUCCCACUACACACCUUUUAGAAUGGCCAAAAUCUAAAACACUGACACCACCAAAUGCUGGGGAGGAUAUGGAACUGCAGGAACUCUGAUUCCCUACCGGUGGGAAUGUAAAAUGGUGCAGCUGCUUGGGAAAACAAUUUGGCACUUUUUACCAAACAUAUUCUUACCGUACAACAGUAGCACUCCUUGGUAUUUACCCAAAAGGUUUGAAAAUUUAUUCCACGCAAAAACCUCAACAUGGAUGUUUAUAGCAGCUUUAUUCACAAUUGCCAAAACUUACAAGCAACCAACAGGUCCUUCAGUGAGGGAGUGAAUGGAUAAAUAAGCUGUUGAGAUAAUGGAAUAUUAUUUAGUGCUAAAAAAGAAAACAAAAAAAACAAGCCAUGAAACAACAUGGAGGAAUCUUAAAUGCAUAUUACCAAGUGAAAGAAGCCAAUCUGAAAAGACUACAUAUUAUUUGGUUUCAACUAUAUGACCUUUGGGAAAAGGCAAAGCUCUGCAGAGAGUAAAAAGAUCGCAGGUUACCAGGAAUUAGGGAGAGGGGGAUGAAUAUGUGGAGCACAGAGGACUUUUAGGACAGCAAAAAUACUCUCUAUGGUAUUAUGAUGAUGGAUAUAUGUCAUUAUGCAUCUAUCCAAACCCAUAAAAUGUACAAGAGCACGAGUGGACGUUAAGAUGAACAAUGCACAUUGGGUGAUGAUGAUGUGUCAGUGUAGGUUUAUCACUAGUAACAAAUGUACUAUUCUAAUGGGGGAUUUGACCACGGGAGAGGCUAUGCAUGUGUGGGCUCAGAGGGUAUGUGGGAACUCUCUGUACUUCUCAUUUUUGCUAUGAACUUAAAACUAAAGUGAAAAAGAUAAAAUUAAGUCCGUUAAAAGGCUUGAAAAGGCUUAAAAAAUAAAGUCUCUUAAAAUUAAAAAAAAUAUUUUUGGUAGAUACUUGUUUACUUCACCUCUUGUUAAAUUAUUCUAAUCAUUUUAUCAUAAAUGAGUGCUAAAUGGAUUCAUUUUUUUAACAGCUAAAGAAAAACAAGUGCUUCGAAAGGCUUCCAACCCUUACAUGUUCAAUACAUAUUAGAUAAUUUUUAUUAAAAUACAAAAUUGAGUGUUAAUACUCUCAAUUGAUGAAGUUUUAAUACGCAUGAGAUUUAUAUGAAAUGCCUAGAAUAGGCAAAUCAGUACAGGUAUAGAAUAGGUGAGUAGCUUUCAGGGUCUAGGGAAGCGAAGAAUGGAGCAAGACUGGUAAUGGGUAUGAGGUUUCUUUGUCAAAUUGAUAAAUAUGUUUUGCUUUAGUGGUGAGAGUUGCACCACACUGUGAAUGUACUAAAUGUCACUGACUUGUGCACACUUUAAAAGAAUGAAUUUUAUGGUGUAGUAAUCAUGCUGUAUUGAAAACCUUCUAAAAAUUAAAUGAGAAGGCUAGAGAGACAAGUAAAUUUUGGAAUAGUGUUUUUUUAAUCGGUUUACACAAUACCUGGCAUGUUAAGCACACUCUACGUAUAUAAUAUACACUAUAAUAUGUAUGAUAAUAUGUAUUAUGUACAAUAUAAUAACAUGUCAUAUAUAUUUUAUAUCUCACAUAUAUAUAAAUUCUCAAUGAAGUACGUAUUAUAAAUUAAAAAAAAACCCAGAUCUUAUAAUAAGUGCUUCACUGAAGAUAAAACACAGUGGGUGAUUGGAUGGUUACUCUAGUUUCAGAAGGCUUUGCUGAAAAAAGGCUUUGCUCAGAUAUAUCACCUAAGAUAUGAUUGUCUAGAAUGAACCAGUCUUCUCAAGCCUAGGAAAGAGCAUUCCAGAAGGACGGAAUAACUAGUACAAAGACCCAGAAACAUGGCUGCCUUCAUGUGUUUAAGGAGGCCACAAAAGAGAGAGAGAGAGAAAUGCAGGAGGGCUAGGGCCAUAGUUGGCAAGUUAACCUCGAAGGAUACUUUGCAGAUUUUCUCAUAUAUGAAAUGAAUAAUAGUAUGGAGAAUUGACGUGAGGUUUAAAAAAUCCCGUUAAUACUUCUUAGUGUAGUGUCUAAUUCAUGAUAGGAAGUAAAUAAAUAUUACUACUCUAUUAGUUUGUCAAUAACAUAUAGACUGGCCCAAUCAUGAGCAAAUUUAAAACAGAUUUAAAAUGGGGCAGCUGGGUGGCUCAGUCGGUUAGGCAUUCGACUUCGGCUCAGGUCACAAUCUCUCAGUCUAUGAGUUCGAGCCCUGCGUCGGGCUCUGUGCUGACUCUCAGAGCCUGGAGCCUGCUUCAGAUUCUGUGUCUCCCUCUCUCUCUGACCCUUCCCCGUUCAUGCUCUGUCUCUCUCUGUCUCAAAAAAAAAAAAGAAAAAAAAUAAGUAAACAUAAAAUAAAAUGAAAUAAAAUAAAAUAGAUUUAGAGCACUUACAGUGGUACCUUGGGCUUCUGGAAAACCCACUCUUUCUUAAUCUGUGAGGAAAGAAAUGGUGAGUUUUCCACUGGUAACAAAAAAGAAUUAUGUAAUAGAAAACAAACUGCUCAUACCUUCAUCAUUUUUUAAAAAAUUCCAUGUCAUGGGAUUUUGGACUUACUCUAGUCUUCAUAUUAAUUGGUUUUGGAGUCAGAAUGCAUUUUCUUACUUUUUUUUUAAACUGGUAUCCUUAUUUUAUUUAUUUAUUUAUUUUUUUGUAUCUUCAUUGGUUCUUGUUCUUCACGUUAUCGGGAGAAAUGUGUAUAAAGUUAGGAGGAGUAAAAAGUACGAAAAAGAAACUUUCUCUCAAUUGGUUAAUUGUCUAAAAGCCUGUAUAUAGAUCAUGGAUAUAGACAAAACGUGACACACUAAGUAAUAGGAAAGUAUCAAAGACCUUUUCGCUUUUAUUAAAACCAUCAUAAGGACUUUGGCAAUAGUUUUCUUGCUAAGGUUAUCAUCAGCGCUCUUAACAGAAGGCAUAAAAGGACUUCUAGGUUUUACACACGGUAUCUUAGUAUUCUCUAAAUAUAGGAAAAUAACAUAAUGCUGCAGUCAAAAGAGGAAGCUUAGAAUAAGCUUUGGAAUAAUGUAAAUUUAAACUUUCCCUUACUUUCUAGCAGUAGGAACUUAAACUAGUUCAUUAAACUUUCUAGGAUUCAAUUUCCUUACACAUAAAAUUGUCAUACUAAUAAUUACUUCAUAAGAUGCUGUAAGAAAAGUACUGAGUACAGUUUCUGUGAUAGGCAGUAUUGGUAAUAAUAUAAUCAUCACCAUCACUACCUUUCCCUUUAUAAAAUUCUAAUGAUGACAGAAAGAUAGUUUUAAUUUAAAAAUCAAGCUGAUAUUGUGUUCUUGUUAAAAUAUAUAAAAGUAUAAAGAAAAAAUAUCUCUCUACUAAAAUAGUAAAAAAAAAAUUAAAAAAUUUGGUUUUGUAAACCUGACCUUGAUAAUUAUCAUGAUAAUAAAAAUAAUCACUAUUAUGUUACUUGUUUUGUGAUUAACUUCUAUUUAUAUGCUUUCCCUCUAUUGAUAUUUUAAAAUAUUUCAUAGCUGAAUCACUUGGAAAAGAGUUUCAUUUCAUAUUAUGUUUUCAGUAUUAUAUUGAGCAUUUGACUCCAAUUUCUCUACAAAAGUUGGGGCCCCCAAUCUUUCCUUUCAACAAUAUUUGUGAGUUGACAAACAUCAAGGGUUAUGCCGUAGCAUGCACAAGAGAUGUGGAAAGAUACUGUUUAAAUUAGUACCAUAAAUUUUCCUUUUAUGUUUGCCAACCUCAUAUUUAUUGAAAUGCACUAAAUUGCCUCAGACAUCUCAGGAUACAGCUUUCAAUUUGUAAUAAUCUUUGUGGUUAACUUAAUUCCAUUAAACUUAUCUUUGAAAGGUGGCAAAUUAAGCAAUCCAGAGUGCAGUUACAUUUCUUUGGGAGAUGCUGUGAACUAUGUAGAUGAUUGAUGUGUGGUGGGGCGAGAGGAGUAUUCAAGAAGUAGUUAUGUAAUUAAAAAAAACAACAACUUGUGUAUGGUCUCUUUCACACCAAAGCUCUCUGCUGUGCUACAUGACUUUGGAUGAUGUCGCACUGCUUGAAUCACUGCAGUCCUGACCAUCUGGGGUGAAAAAUGAUGAGUUAGCAUUUUCACCGAUGUAAAGGCCUACAUUUUUAUUUUCUGACCAGAUUUCACCUUAGCAAAAGUAAUCUCUAAAAAGAGUUUAGGCAUUUCACUUUUGGCAAAUUUCUCUUCUUGGGGUGAAAUGUGUGUGUGCAGAUUUGGAUGUGCAACAUGAGAUUGUAGGUACUUAGUUACUGUUAGGUAAUUAAAUGCUGUGUUGUCAUGGCAGUAGAUUUCCUGUGUUGUGCAUCACUUUUGGGGGGAUGUGUGCUGUUUCAGUGACACUCGCUGAAUUGAUUUAGUGGAUUUCCUGCUUGCUUGUUUUAGUACCCUAGGGACCAGCUAGUUCUUUGUGGAGCUUGUGAGCCUUUCGGAUUUUACCUGGGUGUGUGAUAAGACAUGAAUACAGUGUCCCCCAACUUAGGAGAUCUGACUAGUGGGUUUCUCUUGCUUCUCCUUUGUGCAGUACCACCUCUCCAAUCAGACUGAAUGUCAUCAAGACUCUUAAACUUGUUUGAAGUUCUUCCUAUCAUCUGAAAACCAGAUAUUAAAAAUUUUUAAACUGUCAUACUACACGGCCAAUCCCCAAUUGUGCUCUUUAUCUGUGGUAGCAGUUUGGCGUUCUCGGUGCACAAGCCAGCCCCAUUUGGUUCAGACAUAUAGCAAGGUAUAUAUUUGGAGAGAAUAUUAGGAAAUAGGUAAACAUUCAUUUAAAAUGUUUGACCAAGGGCGCCUGGGUGGCUUAGUAGGUUAAGCGUUCAACUUGGGCUCAGGUCAUGAUCUCAUGGUUCAUGGGUUUGAGCCACACAUCGGGCUCUGUGCUGAUAGCGUGGAGCCUGGAGCCUGCUUCAGCUUCAGUCUCUCCCCCCGCCCGCCCCUCCUCCACUCACACUCUGUCUCUUUCCCUCUCUCAAAAAUAAAUAAACAUAAAACAAAAUGUUAAAUGUUUGACCAGUUGUGACGUUACACUGACAGGUUGCCCUCCCCUGUAACCUGGGGCUGUAUUCCUGACUCCAACGGGUCUUCUGCUGAAUCAUGCUGUUAAUCUCAUAGUAGAUAAGCAAAGAAGCAAAUAGAUGAACACAACCAUGUUAGAAAAGGGAGUUUUUGGAUGCAUAGAUUCUGGAGAUAGUGCUGAGUUCAAAUCUCAACACUGCUAUUUAAUAACUGUAGCCUUGGACAAGUUACUUAGAUUCUUUCUGCCCCUCUUUAUUUUUAAAGUGAGUAAUGAUAUGCUUACUUUGUAGGUUUGUUGGAAAGAUUUAUAUCUCUUAAAAGGUGUACAGGACAUAGAGAGCAUCACAUGAUACUUUACAUUUACUAUUACCGCUUCCUUGGGGGAAAGAGAUCAGUGUCUAGAGAUAAAGCUGUAUCUCCAGUUACUGAUAUAAAUAAUUUGAGAUGAGGGAACCGCUAGCAAAUCAGAACUUGGUGUAGAUAUAUUCUGUGUGUAUGCCACAGCUAGUUUUUGUUUGAUUUUUAUUGUUGUUUUUUUAUUUGUCAAGUUUCCUGAAUUCCUAUUGGAAAACCUUUUGGGGUCAUUUCCAUUAGUGUUUGUAGGAUAGCUUACUUCUUUCAGGGGAAAGUACCCAUUAGCGGUACAGUACAACCAUUGUGUCAGGGAAAUCUACUAAAUGGAGUCAUGAGUGUUCAUCUUUGUAAUUAUAUAAGUGUGCGUUUCACAGGGCCAGUGUUGUAGCAGUAAAUGGUUAUAAAUCAUAGAGUGCUAAAUGUAGAUGGGACCUUAAAAGCUGUGGAGUCCAAACCCUUAUUUUAUAGAUCAGAAAACUGAGGCUCACAAGAUAGUAGAGUGAUUUGUCUAAAGUCAUAGUAGCUACUGUCUGAAAUGAGGAAAAUAUCCAAAUGUCUGAAUAAAUCCUACCUUCUUUCUGCUAAAAUUUUAUGUCCAAAUUAGUGUCUGAAAGAUACCUUGGAAAAUAGCAACAUUUUCUUUGUCCUGAACAUCUCUGCAGUGUUCAGAAGAACCUAGAAAGCCCACUUGAAAAGCUAUCCCUUUUUUCUCUUUUCAACCUCUGAUUAAGACAGAAGCUCAAACUCUGCACUCUCCCUUACAAAAACAAUCUAACAUAUUGAGACUAACACUAAUAAUAUUAGAGGCAAAUUACUACUUCCCAUAUAUAUUGGCAAUAUAUUUGUGGAAAAACCCACUUAGAAUUCACAGACACUGCAUACCAUUUCAGGACACCAUCCCAAAACCUGAUUAAUGAAAUGAGUGACCUCUGACUCAAGAAUGGAUCCACGACGCUUGAAAUACCGAGCAGUAGCUCUUAACUACUGAUAGCAGAAAUGUGGUACAUAAGGCUCUUGUUUGACCCUUUCAAAAGUUGAACUGAACCACUAUCUGUAAAAAGCUGAAAGGCACAGGCAGAAGCUGGGAUCCCAAAGAUUCCCGUUCAUACAAAGUAUGUGCUUCCCUAAUGGCUAUUUAUCUUCCAACUCAGACUAGGAAUUGUAUGUGGGAAGGAGGUUGCUUGUGAUUUCACAAGCAAGCCAGAGAAGCACAAUGAGGGAUGAUACUGUCCCUUUAGUUGUCAGCCUUCCAAAUGUGAAACAAAUAAUAGCAGAGGGAUAAAUGUGACAGAAAGCAGAGGAGAGAAUCAGAACAGUUAGAUAUGGGAAACAUCAAAGAACAAGAAAUAGCAACAAAGCGAUGCCAGAAGCCAGCAAGAAAGGGGAGGGGGCGGGAUAUGUUAUGAGUACCAGUAAAAUUGGUGAAGAGUGGCUAUAAGAAGGGGUGGAGAAUGCUCACAAAGGAGGCCUUAAGAGGCCAGUGAUCUGUUACAGGGUGAAAAGAAAAGGAAGCUGAUGACUUUUCUCUGAGGCAGAGAAUACAUACUUUUCUCCUAAAAAAAAAUAAGUGGAAUUAGAAUGCAUUAAGGAAUGGAAAAAAAAUUAAAAGAGAUGAAUUCAGAAAGAAGUAGCAACAUCAUUGAGCAUUGCGCCUGUGAUUGAAACUGCUGGGUUGUUUAUGUCUCCUUCCAGCUAUAAAGCUUGUUCCUGGGAAAUCACCCACGAGCCUGGAAAUUAGGAACAGGACAAUGAGAGUGCCAUCAGAACAUCAAUUAAUCCCAAAAGAAGGUUUGCUGCCAAUAAAUUGCUGAGUGUGCAGGCCAUGUCACCUCUGUCUGAUGUUUCUCCCUUUCAAAUAGGUAACAGUAACAGUUAUUUUAUCUAGCUCAGGGGACUUUAGUAAAGAGAUAGGGGGUUAAUGCAUAUAUAAAUGGAGGGAAUGUAGAAUAAGCGUUCCAGAAUAUAGUGGUUAAAAGGACAGACUCAAAGCCGAACCUUCUGAUUUUGAAAUUCAACUCCUUUUCAUCUUAUCUCUGUGCUCUAGGGUGGAUCACUUAACCUCUUCUCCUUAGUUUCUUCAUUUGUAAAACGCAGUUAAUAAUAGUGCCUACUUCCUAGGGUUGCUGUGAGGAGUGAGAAAAAUACAUGAAAAUCACAAUACUACCUGUCACCUAUUAAGGACAAUCUGAAUGAUGUUCACGGUGUUGAUGCUUUGGAAAUCAACUUUUCAUAUGAGCAUAACAUAGUGCAUUCAUUGAUGGUACGACAUAGGGAUUAGAGUUAUUGCUGGUGAUGAAAAAAAAGUCCUGACAUCAUUCUGUUCUGUUCAUUCACUUUCUCUCCUUCCUCAUGUCCACAUUUUUUCAGUCCUGUCUCUCUCUUAGUUCACUGCAAAAGAAAAUCAUUCCUUUUUGCCUGACUUGCUGAAUAUAUAUUAUUCAUCAAGCAUUUAUCAAACACAUACUAUAUACAGGCAUUGCUAGAAUUAGGAAGAGGUGGAAGGCACUUUUUUUUUCCCUGAAAGAUACUCAUCAAAACAAAGUAGCUCCCAAAAAAUAAUAAAUAAGAAAUGUUCUGAUAGAUAUAUGAAGAAACUAAUUUCACCUGGGCAUACUUGGAUGCUAAGAACAGACUUGCCACAAAUGUUGAAAUAAUAAUUGUUUUUUUAAUCAUUGAGUUUUAAUGGUACAAUAUUACAUCAAGCUUUCUUAUAUCUCACAUUUCACCUUUUCAUCUGUCUUCUAGUAAAAUGUAGGGCUGGAAUCUCAAGUGUCCUCACUCUUCCUGUCAUCCUCCCCUAUCACUAAAAAAAACCCUAUUUUAUGCUUAAGUAUUUCUGAUGAUGUUUUUCAGUAUCUCAUUCUAUUAGGCUAACAGUUCUCAUGCUCAUUUAAAGCAAUACUCAUGACAGCGAACUGAAAAAUAGCACAAACCCUACUUCUUAUGAACCUUAAGGAAGGAGGCAGCAAUCUCUCUCAAAGUCCUUUCGUGUAAUUUAUGAGGUUAAGAAUUAUAGUAAAGAGGGCACGUGGGUGGCUCAGUCAGUUCAACGUCUGACUCUUGAUUUCAGCUUAGGUCAUGAUCCCAGGGUAAUGGGAUUGAACCCCCAUGCUGGGCUCCGUGCUGGGCAUGAAGCCUGCUUGAGAUUCGCUCUUUCUCUCUGUCUUCUCUCUCCUCUCUCCUCUCUCUUCUCUCCUCUCUUCUCUCUUCUCUCUUCUCUCUCCCCUCUCCGCCUGUCUUCCCCCACUCCACUCUCUCACUCUCUAAAAUUAAAAAAAUAAUAAUAAUAGAUUUUUACAGGUUUUUUUUCUUUAGUGGUGCAAGUUUACAUGAAAGAACUUGGAAAUUCUUAUUCUUAGUGCAAUAGAACAUAGUUGAACUACCUGUACUAUUUGACAGGCAACAAGAUGCUUCUCAUGCCAAUAGUUGUUGUUUUCAGCACCCCCAGUAUGCUUCCCUGUGUAUGCAUUUUACCUAUGUUAUCUUCAGCAAGCAUUUUAUAUAUUUUAAAAGGAACCAGAAAUAACUUUCUUUUUUACCAUAUGAAGUAAUGUAUGCUCGCUGUCCAAAGUAGACUGCAGAAGAAGACAGUGAAAAUAAGAGUUGUCUGAAAGUUUACGAUUCAGGAAUAACCAGUGUUAACUGUUUGCUUUAUACAGUUCUGUUGACAACUGUAUAAUGAUAACGAAUGUUUAUUGAACAUUUUAUAUGCACCAAGCAAUUUGAAUGACUUUCUAUGUUAAAUAUUACCAGUUAUGGCUCACAACAAUCUUAGGAUCUAAGUACUGUGAUUAUAUCAUAUUUUAAAUGAGGAAAUGGGUGCAAUAACAAAGUGCAGUACCUCGUUCACGAUCACUGUUAUAGUAAGGAAUGGACCCAGGAUUCUAACCAGGCAGUCAGGCUCAGAGCCCAGGUUUUUAACCACUAAGAAGUAAUGCCUUUUUAGUAUUAUCACAUGCACACAAUUUUGUUAAGCUGCGUUAACUCACUUAAUAUAGCACAUGUUUCUUCCCAUGUUUUUUUUUAAUGUUUAUUUUUUGAGAAAGACAGAGACAGAGCAUGAAUGGGGGAGGGUCAGAGAGAGAGGGAGACACAGAAUCUGAAACAGGCUCCAGGCUCUGAGCUGUCAGCACAGAGCCCGACGCGGGACUUGAAGUCACGGUCCCCGAGAUCAUGACCUGAGCCGAAGUCGGAUGCUCAACUGACUGAGCCACCCAGGCGCCCCUCCAAUGCUUUUAAUACUCUAUAAGAGUAUGAUUUUUGUUGGCUGACUAUAAAUCUAUCCAUUCCAUGUACUAGAAUUGUUUUAAGUCCUAUUUGAUGGAGAUUUAGUUUGCUUCCUGUCUUUCACUAUGGAAAUAAUCUAGCAUAUUUUGCAAAAAUUCUGAUCAGGUGUACCACUUUUUGGUGACUUGAAUAUUUAUUUAAAUAAGCAGGUCUUGGACCCCAGCGGUGUACAUAGCAGUAUGAAACAUACAAUAAGUAUUUUCUGUGCAACAACUUGUCCCAUGAACGAUGCUAGGAGGCAAAAGGGAAUAGAAAAUUAUAAUGCCAGUCUUUCUGUUCCUAAAUAUGUUAUAAUCUAAUGGAAGGAGAUCCCUGGAAAGCAGUGUGUUUAAAAUAAUUUUUUAGUGUUUAUUUAUUAUUGAGAGAGUGAGAGAGAAUGUGAGUGGGGGAGAGGCAGAGAGAAUGGGAGACACAGAAUCCAAAGCAGGCUCCAGGCUGUGAGCUGUCAGCACAGAGCUCGACAAGGGGCUCAAACUCAUGGACCAUGAUAUCAUGGGGCUCAAAGUCAUGGACCAUGAGAUCAUGACCUGAGCCGAAGUUAUACGCUUAACCGACUGAGCCACCCAGGUGCCCCUAAAGCAGUGUCUUUAAGCCAAAUCCAGAUAGGUGUACUGAGGAAUGAAUGGCAGGUAAUAAAAUUCUGGCAAUGGAUGAAAAAGUCCUAUCAAGGGUUAUGGUUAUAAUAACAAGUGUAGGUGGUAAGAGGAAAUGAGUGUUUUAAGAAGAUAAAUAUGAUAGCAUUAUAGACAUGGGAGUAUUUGCGAAGACUGGGGCUGUACCUACUUAACUGGGUUGAUUUGAUCAUUUCUGAGGAUCUCUUGAUGUUAAAUAGCAUGUCUUACACUGUCCUUAUAUCGGUAGUGUAAUACAUGGGCAUGCCAUUAACCAAUGGUGAUUAUAAGUAGAAGAAGCAGUUCUGUUGGCUAACAGCACUGGUUAUAAAUUAAUGGGUUUGCUAAAUAGUUUUUCCCAGGCCAUAGAAGUAUUGGGGUUUUGAAUGUAGUAAGAAAUUUCCACCUGCUCUUAGGGCCAAGUGGUAAGCAGACCAUUCUUUAAGACUGGAUCUUCUGCAGUAUUUCUGUAGUCUUUUUAUUUUACUCUAAGCCCUUGGUGUUGCCUUCAGGGGUUACUGACUAGCAUUUAAUUGAAGGCCGGCUGAGUUAGAUAUAUACCUCCUAUAGUUGAUGGGUUUUGUUGCCAGAAAUAUCCUUUUGCUUAUCAGUGGGGAAGGUUUUUGCUUCUACUGCUGGAUUUAAAGGUGUCCCUCAAGAUUCCAUUACUCAGUUCAUUGAGAAAAGCUUAAAGCUAAGGGAAGGUCGAUUGGAGCUCCGUUUGAUGAAGGAGGCUGAGUGAAAUAACAGCUCCCAAGUUGGCUCAAGUUCUUCCAGAUGUUCACGUUUAUAUGAAAACUUAAUACUUGGAAAGAUUCCAUGUGGUGAGACUUCUGUGCAAAAUUUCCUUAUACACAAUUCCAACCCUAAAAUGAUUGUUUUUGGUCAUUAGAUGUGAAAGCUAUCACUGAUCAUCCACAAUAAACAACCAGAAUGAUUUUUUAUCCUCCUUGACUUCUAAAGGCGAAUACUCCUGUGAUAGUCAGUGUAUUGUUACCUGAUUUUUUCUUUAAACUUGCUGUAGGUCCAUGGGAAAGACAUGGAGUCAAAGGAAACAAACAAUAUUAAGAAAUAAAUUGGCCCUGAAGAAUUGUGCUUAAAAUCUUAACGUAAACAUAGAUGCAUACACUCUCCACUGCAUUGUGAUUACCGGGACUAUAAAGAAGCUGGCUGAAGUGGUGGGGAAGGACUUGACUUUCCAUGAAGUGAACAACUAAAACUAAACUUCUUCCCUGGGAGAUAAGCUGAAAUCAUAGCACAGUUUGCAUAAAAGUAUACCUUUCCAAGGUUACUGCAGAACAAUUAGGGCUGGGAUCCUGGCAGAGAAAGCUCUGUAACCUCUUAUUUGAAAGUGACUUCCUUGAGCUAUAAUGCCUCCCGGCCUGCACUUUCAGGCACUGUGUUGGGUAAUGUGUUUACAUGCUGGUCUCAUUUUUCUUUGUGUAAUAGGAGAUGGGAGUAGCUUACUGCUACUUGGAGGUGACUUCAGGAAACAAGAUUUUCAGGAUGGUAGUUUUAAAAAUGUGAUUAGUGGGAAUAAUAACUCCAGAGACAAAGAUUUAAUGGGAUUACUCCCGAUUUAUUCAGCACAUGACCAGGUUAUUGAAGUUCUAGUUUUAGACCCGUGCAUUCAGAGUCCCCACUGUUCCCUGAUGUAUUGGACGUUUAGGUUCUUACUACCAUAUAUAGGCAUUAAGGUUGCCUCUAACUCUCAACAGCCAUCUUGCCUCUCAGAACACUUAUUGCAGCCAGAUCUUUGACAGCUGUAUUCCUUGGUUACUUACCACUACUAUCUCUUUAAAAUUAGGCUAUGGAAAAACUACAUUAUUAAAAGGAAGCAACCCCAUCUCCAACGCCAUUAUGUGUUUUUCAGUUCAGAGUUUUAUUUUGUAUGCAUCAUUUGAUUUCAUUUCCUCCAAAGCCUCGGGAAAUGUGAGUUAUUACCAUCUUAUUGUUGUUGAUAAACAGCAGAUACUAUGUGUUUAGCACUAGCUCCACAUCAGGGGCUGUGCUAAUCACGUUGCCCUUAGUCCAAACAAUACCCCUAGGAAGCUGGAAUUAAUAUUAUGCCCAUUUUACAGAUAAUAAAAUCGUGGCUUAAAUGACAGGCCCGGUGUAUGCAGUUAGUGCCUAGUAGAAUUGGAACUCGAGCACUCCUUGAUCUGCUUUGAGUCUCUGUGGGCAUGUUGCCGUACUGUUUUUUAGAUGGAAGGGCCAGCGAUGCUGAAAGUUUAAAUAAGUUGCCUUGGGUUAUACAGUUAGUUCCUGAUGCCUUCCACCUGCAGCCCCGAACAUUCUCCAUUGUAGCAUGCUAUCCCCAGAGCUCUAGCUUAUGUGGUGCUCUGAAAAUGAGACAAAGGAGCACUGCCUCCCAAACCUUAGGGGAACCAGUUUUUUGAGAAUGCACAGUAUGUCUGAUGCCAAGUUCACAAGGAUGGGGGAGUGGAUUUGAUACAGGAUACCGUAUUCAGCCCCUACUCAUCUUUUCUCAAGCACUAUUGUGCACGACGCGAUACCCAGAGCUGUCACCAAUGGCCCUGGCAGGCCUCAUUGAAACUAACAGCUUGGCAUUCUAAAAUAAUGGUAAGAGAAAUAUUGAACAGAAUUUUCAUAUAACUAUGUGCUCUUCGAAGCUGUAAGGAAGUAAAAUUUGUAGUCCACUAAUUACAUUUCUAAUAAUGCUCACAUUUUCCCUUCACCGCCAACAAAAAUGUUUAACGAGAUACAAUGUGACAGCACUCGUGCUAAAACUCCCCUGAAGGCAAAAAUGUGUCACUAGUCAAAAUGACCCUCAUCUUCUCUGGCCCUUGAAGAAGAGUUGAGAAUCAUUUCUGAAGUGGGUUUUAACCACAGGGUGAUACAUUGUGCGGCUAUUAUUGAGCUCAGGGACCAUUUUUUUGGUGCAUUCAUUUCAACUUACUACCAUAUUCUUUUUCAAAAUAGAUUACUUUUAAUUAUGUAGCUACCUUGUGCAUAAAGCUCACAUCCUAUAACUUGGAUGCAUUCCACUAAAGUACUGACAAAGUAAUAGAUAUAAGGUGCACCUGACUAUAAUAAGAAGAAAAACAACUUAAAAAAAAAAAAGCCUUGAAUGUAUAACGAGGACACUGAUUACCAUGAGAGAGAGAAAGAGAGAAUGAGUGUGUGAAGUGAGUGUGUGUGUGUGUGUGUGUGUGUGUUUAAUAUGUCCGUGGAUGGGGAUGUUGUGGUUUGAGAGGCUCAGGAAUUUUUAGCUAGGAACGUGUCUCAUCAAAGUUGAAAAUGUUCAUGGUAGCACACGGCUGGUUGAUUUCACAGAGGAUGGACUAGAGAGUGGUUCUCAAACUUGGUUAGAGAGCAGAAUCACCUGGGGAACUACUUAAGCAUGCAGAGGCCCCAGUCUUAUCCUUACUUUAAGGAACUUGGGCUUUGUUUUGUAUGAUCUCUUCGCUUGAUUCUGAUGCACAACUCUUGUGAGACCAGCCGGUCUGUGGGCAGAUCCCCAUUCUUGGCUGCAUCAUAAAAUCACUGGAGUCUCACACCAGAGAUUCUGAACAAGAUGAAGUGCAGCUUGGGCCUUGGGAGGGUGGAAAAGUGCCCAGGUGGUUCUCAUAUCAGCAAAGUUUUAGAAACACUCUUCUAGGGCCUUGCUACCCAGUGUGUGCAUAAUUCAACACCCAGCAGCAGGAAUACCAUCAGGAAGCAUGUCGGAAAUGCAGAAUCUCAAGGCUCACCUAAAAUUACUGAUUCCAUAGCCGCCAUUUACCAAGGCGCUCAGGUGAGUGUUGAUGCACAUUACCUUUUGAGACCUACCAGGCGAGAGAGUCGGGCAGAGCAAAACACUUUCAGUGCUCCCAUCCAAGGCAUUCCUAUUCUUGUAUUCGUGAAGGUUCUUUGUAGGGGUGCGUGCAAGGUGAUUUUCAUUAAUUCAAAAGAAUAAGUGUUUCCCAGACACAAGUGUUGUCUUCUGGAAAAAAAAAAUAAAUCACAGGAAAGCGAUCCUUAACCACAGUGUCCUUGAAGGUACCUCGGGCACCCUGCAUUGUUGUGCAUUUUUGACCAAGUUAAUCAUACAGUGCCACCUAUUCAUACUGUGUUACCUUUAAUUUUCUCUGUUAGAUCUUGAUCUGCUCUUUCUCUCCUCCUUGACCAAGAGCUAGUUUCUUUAGAGAAACUCCUAUACAGGGUUCCUUUGCUUUUCUCUUCAAGCCACUGACUUCCAUAAUUACUUUUUUUCUUAAUUUCUCUAACUUUUGUCCCACAAAAUAUUUUCUCAUUUUUCCUGUUCUCCCUGAACUCAGACAUGGAACUGACUUGUUCAGUAAAGUUUCUGUCUGAUCGGAAGGGUAUUAACGUACUGCCUUUCUAGUAUAAUCGUUUUCACGUUUAGAUAGAAGUUGAAGUGUCUAAUGGGGUACUGCCAAAGAAAUACCCUCAACUAAUCUUUCCAAGCAGGACGACAGUGAGUGAUGAUUGCAGUGAAUUAAGUGAAGCAACCUCCAUUUCCAUUCACUUAGCACCAUUGCUAAUUAUAUACUCAUUCUACAAGGUUUCUUUAGUUCUUCUGUAACUUGGAUGCAGUAUUCUUUUGUAGGCAAGGGGUUACGGUACGAUUAAUGAGCUUUUCCCCACCAACACCUCAUGUUCUCUCCAAGUGAAAUUUCCACAUCUGGAAAUUGAGAGUAGAAAAAGGAACAAGGAAAAAAACAAUCACUCACAUUUUAACAUGUUCCCAUCAUAGCACGUGGUUGUCAUGGCGGAAUAUUUUAUGGUAAAGAAAACAGUAGCAUUUAAUUUUUUUUGGAAGCCAGGUCAAUUUAAAGCCUGGGCUUAUUUAAAAAUGAAGUACAGGGGCACCUGGGUGGCUCAGUUGGUUGAACGUCUGACUUUGGCUCAUGUCAUGAUCUCGCAGCUCGUGAGUUCGAGCCUUGCGUCGGGCUCUGUGCUGACAGCUCAGAGCCUGGAGCCGGAUUUGGAUUCUGUGUCUCCUUCUCUCUCUGCCCCUAACCCACUCACAUUCUGUCUUCAUCUCUCUCGAAAAUAAGUAAACAUUAAAAUUUUUUUUAAAUAAAAAUGAAGAAGUACAGGGGCGUCUGGGCGACUCAGUCGGUUGAGCGUCCAACAUUGGCUCAGGUCAUGAUCUCCGGCUCAUGAGCUUGAGCCCUGCGUCGGGCUCUGUGCUGACAGCUCAGAGCCUGAAGCCUCUUUCGGAUUCUGUGUCCCCCUGUCUCUCUGCCCCUCCCCUGCGCUCGCUCUCUCCCUCUCUCUCUCUCUCUCUCAAAAAUAAACAAAUAUAAAAAAAUAAAGGAAAUACAGAACUUUGCCAUUUAAAAUAUAAAUAGCAGUGACGAUGACACUUGAUGUUAUAUGCUUUUGUUCACUUUAAAUGAACACUUGUCACCUGCCAGGCCUUGAGUCGGGCCCUGAAUCUACUACGUGAAAUAGAAACAGCCCUAUUUUUCCAGGUUUCAUUACAUGGACCUCAAGCAUUUUGACAAGUUACUCUUUAAAUUAGAAAACCGAGAGAAACACAGCUUUUCCUGGGGUAUAUUGUUAAUGAAGCACUUGAAAAAAUUAGUUUAUGUGCUUUGAUCAGAUGGGGAUUGACAUACUUAAGAGUUUUAUUUUUAAUCUGAAAAUCCACUUCAGUCUUAUGCUCUGGGUAAACAGUCAUUACUCAAGGCUGGCACAAUUCUGUACUUGCGAGAAGUGGGAUUCAAGGUUUCACUUCCAAUACAAUCUCAAGUAAGUUCCUCAUAUUAUUCCUUUUAUUUAAAAACCAGGGUUUACACGCAUGGAUUUUUGCUUCAAUCUUCAGUAAUCUCCAUUUGCUUUGGGUAUUAACUUGUGCACUGUGGCUUGUGUGCAGUGUGAGUCUGUUUCAGAUUGUAGAAUUGAUUUUUAAAAGUAGGUCUGGAAGAAGGUAUCUGGAUAUAAAGUGCUUGUAUUUUGAUACUUUCAGAGGAAGUUCAAAUGCAUUUUGAGCACCACUGGACAUGAUUGGAGUUAUUUUCUACCCUCCUAGCAGCAUCUCACAGGUGCACAACUUUACCGGUCCAGGCUCUUCUGUGUGCGUCCUGCUUUCUGCUGCUCUUUCAUAACAUGUUUGCAUAAACGAGUGCACUGUCGAGUUCACAUGAAGGCUAGACAAAAAUACAGGUGUCCUCAUAAUAAUCAGCUCCUUUAAUUCUGAUCUCUGGUUUCUGCUGCACUCUCCAAGAAAGCCUAUAUAAAGCAGCCGGCACACUUAUUACUACAGAAACUGAGGUUACUGAUUAGAAGGGAACGUAAUCAGGUAGAUUGAGCCUGUGAGGGAAGAAACCAUUGCUGUGAGAGGGGAGUGUUUGCAAAACGUUCCCUGUGAAUCUGCAAAGAUCACCUCACUUUGCAUGGCAAGCGGAGUGGAAGAAACAGGUGCAAAAAGAUAAUGUGUUUGUCUGCUUUGGUGAAGCUGGUCAGAGAAUAGGUACCUGCUUUAUCUGUGCUGGGCUAUGACUCUACCUCCAGGUUUAUCAGACCCCAUAGAAUGUGUAGGAGAAAAGUACCAACAGGGAAAUCAGCGAAAAGCUUUCCUAUGAAGGUGUAGCAAGCCACCGCAGAAUUUGAAAUGUCUGAGGUCUCAUCUGAUGAAAGAGAAGAUGUUCAAAAGAAAACAUUCACAAAAUGGAUAAAUGCACAGUUUUCUAAGUUUGGGAAGCAGCACAUAGAGAACCUCUUCAGUGACCUACAGGAUGGGAGACGCCUCCUAGAUCUUCUGGAAGGCCUGACAGGGCAAAAACUGCCAAAAGAAAAAGGAUCCACAAGAGUUCAUGCCCUGAACAAUGUCAACAAGGCACUGCGCGUCUUGCAGAAAAAUAAUGUUGAAUUAGUGAAUAUUGGAAGUACUGACAUAGUAGAUGGAAAUCACAAACUGACUCUUGGUUUGAUUUGGAAUAUAAUCCUCCACUGGCAGGUCAAAAAUGUAAUGAAAAAUAUCAUGGCUGGAUUGCAACAAACCAACAGUGAAAAGAUUCUCCUGAGCUGGGUCCGACAAUCAACUCGUAAUUAUCCACAGGUUAAUGUCAUUAACUUCACCACCAGCUGGUCUGAUGGUCUGGCUUUAAAUGCUCUCAUCCACAGUCAUAGGCCAGACCUGUUUGAUUGGAACAGUGUGGUUUGCCAGCAGUCAGCCACACAACGACUGGAACAUGCGUUCAACAUUGCCAAAUACCAAUUAGGCAUAGAGAAACUGCUGGAUCCUGAAGAUGUUGCUACCACUUAUCCAGAUAAGAAGUCCAUCUUAAUGUAUGUCACAUCACUCUUCCAAGUUUUGCCUCAACAAGUGAGCAUUGAAGCCAUCCAGGAAGUGGAAAUGUUGCCAAGGCCAUCAAAAGUUACUAGAGAGGAACACUUUCAAUUACAUCAUCAAAUGCACUAUUCUCAACAGAUCACAGUCAGUCUAGCACAGGGCUAUGAACGAACUCCUUCCUCUCCUAAGCCUCGGUUCAAGAGCUAUGCCUACACACAGGCUGCUUAUGUCACCACCUCUGACCCCACAAGGAGCCCACUUCCUUCACAGCACUUGGAAACUCCUGAUGAUAUUGGCCGUUCAUCAAUGGAGACUGAGGUAACCCUGGACAGUUACCAAACAGCUUUAGAAGAAGUACUCUCAUGGCUUCUUUCUGCUGAGGACACAUUGCAAGCCCAAGGAGAGAUUUCUAAUGAUGUAGAAGAAGUGAAAGAACAAUUUCAUACUCACGAGGGGUACAUGAUGGAUUUGACAUCUCAUCAGGGACGAGUUGGUAAUGUUCUACAACUGGGAAGUCAACUGAUUGGAACAGGGAAAUUAUCAGAAGAUGAAGAAACCGAAGUACAAGAACAAAUGAAUCUCCUAAAUUCAAGAUGGGAAUGCCUCAGGGUAGCUAGCAUGGAAAAACAGAGCAACUUACAUAAAGUUCUAAUGGAUCUUCAGAAUCAGCAACUGAAAGAGUUAAAUGAUUGGCUAAGUAAAACAGAAGAGAGAACAAGGAAAAUGGAGAAAGAGCCCCUUGGACCUGAUAUUGAAGACCUAAAACGCCAAGUACAACAACAUAAGGUGCUUCAAGAAGACCUAGAACAGGAACAAGUCAGGGUCAAUUCUCUCACUCACAUGGUGGUGGUGGUCGAUGAAUCUGGUGGAGACCAAGCAACUGCUGCUUUGGAAGAACAGCUUAAGGUACUGGGAGAUAGAUGGGCAAACAUCUGUAGAUGGACAGAAGAUCGCUGGGUUCUUUUACAAGACAUCCUCCUGAAAUGGCAGCGUUUUACCGAAGAACAGUGCCUUUUUAGUGCAUGGCUUUCAGAAAAAGAAGAUGCAUUGAACAAGAUUCACACAACUGGCUUUAAGGAUCAAAGUGAAAUGUUAUCAAGUCUUCAAAAACUGGCUGUUUUAAAAACAGAUUUAGAAAAGAAAAAGCAAACCAUGGACAAACUCUGUUCACUCAACCAAGAUCUUCUUUCAACCCUGAAAAACACAUUGGUAGCCCAAAAGAUGGAAGCAUGGCUGGACAACUUUGCCCAGCGUUGGGAUAAUUUAGUCCAAAAACUUGAAAAAAGUUCUGCACAGAUUUCACAGGCUGUCCCCACCACUCAGCCAUCACUAACACAGACAACUGUAAUGGAAACGGUAACUAUGGUGACCACGAGGGAGCAAAUUCUGGUAAAGCAUGCCCAAGAGGAACUGCCACCACCACCUCCCCAAAAGAAGAGGCAGAUUAUUGUGGAUUCCGAAAUUAGGAAAAGGUUGGAUGUCGAUAUAACUGAACUUCACAGUUGGAUUACUCGUUCAGAAGCUGUGUUGCAGAGUCCUGAAUUUGCAAUCUAUCGGAAGGAAGGCAACUUCUCAGACCUUAAAGAAAAAGUCAAUGCCAUAGAGCGAGAAAAAGCGGAGAAGUUCAGAAAACUGCAAGAUGCCAGCAGAUCAGCUCAGGCCCUGGCGGAACAGAUGGUGAAUGAGGGUGUUAAUGCUGACAGCAUCAAACAAGCCUCAGAACAACUGAACAGCCGGUGGAUAGAGUUCUGCCAAUUGCUAAGUGAGAGACUUAACUGGCUGGAGUAUCAGAACAACAUCAUCGCUUUCUAUAAUCAGCUACAACAAUUGGAGCAGAUGACAACUACUGCUGAAAACUGGUUGAAAACCCAACCUACCACCACAUCAGAGCCAACAGCAAUCAAAAGCCAGUUGAAAAUUUGUAAGGAUGAAGUCAACCGGCUUUCAGUUCUUCAGCCUCAAAUCGAGCGAUUAAAAAUUCAAAGCAUAGCCCUGAAAGAGAAAGGACAAGGGCCAAUGUUCCUGGAUGCAGACUUUGUGGCCUUUACAAAUCAUUUUAACCAAGUCUUUGCUGAUGUGCAGGCCAGAGAAAAAGAGCUACAGACAAUUUUUGACACAUUGCCACCCAUGCGCUAUCAGGAGACCAUGAGUACCAUCCUGACGUGGAUCCAGCAGUCAGAAAGCAAACUCUCUAGACCUCAGGUUACUGUCACUGAAUAUGACAUCAUGGAGCAGAGACUUGAAGAGUUACAGGCUUUACAAAGUUCCCUGCAAGAGCAACAAAGUGGCCUAAACUAUCUCAGCACCACUGUGAAAGAGAUGUCAAGGAAAGCACCAUCUGAUAUUAGCCAGAAGUACCAGACGGAAUUUGAAGAGAUUGAGGGCCGCUGGAAGAAGGUGUCCUCUCAGCUGCUUGAGCAUUGCCAAAAGCUAGAGGAGCAAAUGGCAAAACUUCGAAAAAUUCAGAAUCACAUCAAAACUCUGAAGAAGUGGAUGGCUGAAGUUGAUGUUUUCCUGAAGGACGAGUGGCCUGCCCUCGGGGACUCAGAAAUUCUGAAAAAACAGCUGAAACAGUGCAGGCUUUUAGUCAAUGAUAUUCAGACAAUUCAGCCCAGUCUCAACAGUGUCAAUGAAGGUGCACAGAAGAUAAAGAAUGAAGCAGAGCCAGAGUUUGCUUGCAGACUUGAGACAGAGCUCAGAGAACUGAACACUCAGUGGGAUUACGUAUGCCGACAGGUCUAUGCCAGAAAGGAAGCUUUAAAGGGAGGUUUGGAUAAAACUGUAAGUCUUCAGAAAGAUCUGUCAGAGAUGCACGAAUGGAUGACGCAAGCUGAAGAAGAAUACCUAGAGAGAGAUUUUGAAUAUAAAACCCCAGACGAAUUAGAGACUGCAGUUGAAGAGAUGAAGAGAGCUAAGGAAGAGGCCCAGCAAAAAGAAGCAAAAGUGAAACUCCUUACCGAGUCCGUCAAUAGUGUCAUAGCUGAGGCUCCCCCUGCAGCACGAGAGGCCUUACAGAAGGAACUUGACACUCUAACCACCAACUACCAGUGGCUCUGCACCAGGCUCAAUGGAAAAUGCAAGACCUUGGAAGAAGUUUGGGCGUGCUGGCACGAAUUAUUGUCAUACUUGGAGAAGGCAAACAAGUGGCUAAACGAAGUAGAAUUCAAACUUAAAACCACGGAAAAUAUUCCUAGUGGAGCUGAGGAAAUCUCUGAGGUGCUGGAUUCACUUGAAAAUUUGAUGCAACAUUCAGAGGAUAACCCGAAUCAGAUUCGCAUAUUGGCACAGACCCUAACAGAUGGUGGAGUCAUGGAUGAACUGAUCAAUGAGGAACUUGAGACGUUUAAUUCUCGUUGGAGAGAACUACAUGAAGAGGCUGUGAGGAGGCAAAAGUUGCUUGAACAGAGUAUCCAGUCUGCCCAGGAGAUCGAAAAAUCCUUGCACUUAAUUCAGGAGUCCCUCUCAUCCAUUGACAAGCAGUUGGCAGCUUAUAUUGCUGACAAAGUGGACGCAGCUCAGAUGCCUCAGGAAGCCCAGAAAAUCCAAUCAGAUUUGACAAGUCAUGAGAUCAGUUUAGAAGAAAUGAAGAAACAUUACCAGGGAAAGGAGACUGCCCAAAGGGUGCUGUCCCAAAUCGAUGUGGCCCAGAAAAAGUUGCAAGAUGUUUCCUUGAAGUUUCGAUUAUUCCAGAAGCCAGCCAAUUUUGAGCAGCGUCUACAGGAAAGUAAGAUGAUUUUAGAUGAAGUGAAGAUGCAUUUGCCUGCGUUGGAAACAAAGAGCGUGGAACAGGAAGUAGUACAGUCACAGUUAAAUCAUUGUGUGAACUUGUAUAAAAGUCUGAGUGAAGUGAAGUCUGAAGUGGAAAUGGUGAUAAAAACUGGACGUCAGAUUGUACAGAAGAAACAGACAGAAAACCCUAAAGAACUUGAUGAAAGAGUCACGGCUUUGAAAUUACAUUAUAAUGAGCUGGGAGCAAAGGUGACGGAAAGAAAGCAACAGUUGGAAAAAUGCUUGAAAUUGUCCCGUAAGAUGCGAAAGGAAAUGAAUGCCCUGACAGAAUGGCUGGCAGCUACAGAUAUGGAAUUGACGAAGAGAUCAGCAGUUGAAGGAAUGCCUAGUAAUUUGGAUUCUGAAGUUGCCUGGGGAAAGGCUACUCAGAAAGAGAUUGAGAAACAGAAGGUUCACCUAAAGAGUGUCACAGAGCUAGGAGAGGCCUUGAAAACGGUUUUGGGCAAGAAGGAGGCCUUGGUGGAAGAUAAACUGAGUCUUCUGAAUAGUAACUGGAUAGCUGUCACUUCCCGAGCAGAAGAGUGGUUAAACCUUUUGCUGGAAUACCAGAAACACAUGGAAAACUUUGACCAGAAUGUGGAUUACAUCACAAACUGGAUCAUUCAGGCUGAUGCACUUUUGGAUGAAUCUGAGAAAAAGAAACCUCAGCAAAAAGAAGACAUACUUAAGCGUUUAAAGGCUGAAAUGAAUGACAUGCGCCCAAAGGUGGAUUCCACACGAGACCAAGCAGCAAACCUGAUGGCAAACCGCGGCGACCACUGCAGGAAAGUAGUAGAGCCCAAAAUCUCAGAGCUCAACCAUCGAUUUGCAGCCAUUUCUCACAGAAUUAAGACUGGAAAGGCCUCCAUUCCUUUGAAGGAAUUGGAGCAGUUUAACUCAGAUAUACAAAAAUUGCUUGAACCACUGGAGGCUGAAAUUCAGCAGGGGGUGAAUCUGAAAGAGGAAGACUUCAAUAAAGAUAUGAGUGAAGACAAUGAGGGUACUGUAAAAGAAUUGUUGCAAAGAGGAGACAACUUACAACAAAGAAUCACAGAUGAGAGAAAGCGAGAGGAAAUAAAGAUAAAACAGCAGCUGUUACAGACAAAACAUAAUGCUCUCAAGGAUUUGAGGUCUCAAAGAAGAAAAAAGGCUCUAGAAAUUUCUCACCAGUGGUAUCAGUACAAGAGGCAGGCUGAUGAUCUCCUGAAAUGCUUGGAUGACAUUGAAAAAAAAUUAGCCAGCCUACCUGAACCCAGAGAUGAAAGGAAAAUAAAGGAAAUUGAUCGUGAAUUGCAGAAGAAGAAAGAGGAGCUGAAUGCAGUGCGUAGGCAAGCUGAGGGCUUGUCUGAGGAUGGGGCCGCAAUGGCAGUGGAGCCAACUCAGAUCCAGCUCAGCAAGCGCUGGCGGGAAAUUGAGAGCAAAUUUGCUCAGUUUCGAAGACUCAACUUUGCACAAAUUCACACAGUCCAUGAAGAAUCUAUGAUGGUGAUGACUGAAGACAUGCCUUUGGAAAUUUCUUAUGUGCCUUCUACUUACCUGACUGAGAUCACUCACGUCUCACAAGCCCUGUCAGAAGUGGAACAACUUCUUAAUGCUCCUGACCUCCGUGCUAAAGAUUUCGAAGAUCUCUUUAAACAAGAGGAGUCUCUGAAGAACAUAAAAGACAGCCUGCAACAAAUCUCAGGUCGGAUUGACAUCAUUCACAAUAAGAAGACAGCAGCCUUGCACAGUGCCACUCCUGCAGAAAGGGCAAAGCUGCAGGAAGCUCUCUCACGGCUCGAUUUCCAAUGGGAAAGAGUGAACAAAAUGUACAAGGACCGACAAGGGCGAUUUGACAGAUCUGUGGAAAAGUGGCGGCGGUUUCAUUAUGAUAUGAAGAUACUUAAUCAAUGGCUAACAGAAGCUGAACAGUUUCUCAAAAAGACACAGAUUCCUGAGAAUUGGGAACAUGCCAAAUACAAAUGGUGUCUUAAGGAACUCCAGGAUGGCAUCGGGCAGCGGCAAACUGUUGUCAGGAUAUUGAAUGCAACUGGGGAAGAAAUAAUUCAACAGUCCUCAAAAACAGAUGCCGGUAUUUUACAAGAAAAACUGGGAAGCCUGAAUCUGCGGUGGCAGGAGGUCUCCAAACAGCUGGCAGAGAGAAAAAAGAGGCUAGAGGAACAAAAGAAUAUCUUGUCAGAAUUUCAAAGGGAUGUAAAUGAAUUUGUUUUAUGGUUGGAAGAAGCAGACAACGUUGCUAAUAUUCCACUUGAACCUGGGAAUGAGCAGCAGCUAAAACAAAAACUUGAACAAGUCAAGUUACUGGCGGAAGAGUUGCCCCUUCGCCAGGGGAUUCUAAAACAAUUAAAUGAAACCGGAGGAACAGUGCUUGUAAGUGCUCCCAUAAGCCCAGAAGAGCAAGAUAAACUUGAAAAUAAGCUCAAGCAGACAAAUCUUCAGUGGAUAAAGGUUUCUAGAGAUUUGCCUGAGAAACAAGGAGAAAUUGAGGCACACAUAAAAGACCUUGGACAGCUUGAAGAGCAGUUAAAUCAUCUGCUUCUGUGGCUGGCUCCUAUUAGAAAUCAGUUGGAAAUUUACAGUCAACCAAAUCAAACAGGACCGUUUGACCUUAAGGAAAUUGAAGUAGCAGUUCAAGCUAAACAGCCGGAUGUGGAAGGGAUUUUGUCUAAAGGGCAGCAUUUGUACAAGGAAAAACCAGCCGCUGAGCCAGUGAAGAGAAAGGUUGAAGAUCUGAGCUCUGAUUGGAAGGCAGUAACCCACUUACUUCAAGAGCUCAAGGCAAAGCAGCCUGGCCCAGCUCCCAAACUGACCGCCGUUGGAGCCGCUCCUAGUCAGACUGUUACUCUGGUGACACAACCCGUGGUUACCAAGGAAACUGCCAUCUCCAAACUAGAAAUGCCAUCUUCCUUGCUGUUGGAGGUGCCUGCUCUGGCAGAUUUCAACCGAGCUUGGACAGAACUUACCGACUGGCUGUCUCUGCUGGAUCGAGUUAUAAAAUCACAGAGAGUGAUGGUGGGUGAUCUUGAAGACAUCAACGAAAUGAUCAUCAAGCAGAAGGCAACACUGCAGGAUUUGGAACAGAGGCGCCCCCAGUUGGAAGAACUCAUUACCGCCGCCCAGAAUUUGAAAAACAAGACCAGCAAUCAAGAGGCUAGAACCGUCAUUACUGAUCGCAUUGAAAGAAUUCAGAGUCAGUGGGAUGAAGUACAGGAACACCUUCAGAACCGGAGGCAGCAGUUGAAUGAAAUGUUAAAGGAUUCCACACAAUGGCUGGAAGCUAAAGAAGAAGCUGAGCAGGUGCUGGGGCAGGCCAGAGCCAAGCUGGAGUCAUGGAAGGAGACUCCCUACACAAUGGAUGCGAUCCAAAAGAAAAUCACAGAAACCAAGCAGUUGGCCAAAGACCUCCGCCAGUGGCAGAUAAAUGUAGAUGUUGCAAAUGAUUUGGCCCUGAAACUUCUCCGGGAUUAUUCUUCAGAUGAUACGAGAAAAGUACACAUGAUAACAGAGAACAUCAAUGCCUCUUGGGCAAGCAUUCAUAAAAGAGUGAGUGAGCGAGAGGCUGCUCUGGAAGAAACCCAUAGAUUGCUACGGCAGUUCCCCCUCGACCUGGAGAAAUUCCUUGCCUGGCUUACAGAGGCUGAAACAACUGCCAACGUGCUGCAGGAUGCCACCCAUAAGGAAAGGCUCCUGGAAGAUUCCAAGGGAGUAAGAGAGCUGAUGAAACAAUGGCAAGACCUCCAAGGAGAAAUCGAAGCUCACACAGAUAUCUAUCACAACCUGGAUGAAAAUGGCCAAAAAGUCCUGAGAUCCCUGGAAGGUUCUGAUGACGCAGCCCUGUUGCAAAGACGUUUGGAUACCAUGAACUUCAAGUGGAGUGAGCUUCGGAAGAAGUCUCUCAACAUUAGGUCUCAUUUGGAAGCCAGUUCUGACCAGUGGAAGCGUCUGCACCUCUCUCUUCAGGAGCUCCUGGUGUGGCUACAGCUGAAAGAUGACGAGUUAAGCCGGCAGGCACCGAUCGGAGGGGAUUUUCCAGCAGUUCAGAAGCAGAACGAUGUACACAGGGCCUUCAAGAGGGAAUUGAAAACGAAAGAACCUGUAAUCAUGAGUACUCUUGAGACUGUACGAAUAUUUCUGACAGAGCAGCCUUUAGAAGGACUAGAGAAACUCUACCAGGAGCCCAGAGAGCUGCCUCCUGAGGAGAGAGCCCAGAAUGUCACACGGCUCCUGCGAAAGCAGGCUGAGGAGGUCAACACCGAGUGGGAAAAACUGAACCUGCACUCUGCAGACUGGCAGAGAAAAAUAGACGAGGCCCUCGAAAGACUCCAGGAACUUCAGGAAGCAACCGAUGAGCUUGACCUCAAGCUGCGUCAGGCUGAGGUGAUCAAGGGCUCCUGGCAGCCUGUGGGUGACCUCCUCAUUGACUCUCUCCAAGAUCACCUCGAAAAAGUCAAGGUGCUUCGAGGAGAAAUUACACCUCUGAAAGAGAAUGUCAGCUAUGUCAAUGACCUUGCUCGCCAACUCACUACGUUGGGCAUUCAGCUGUCACCAUAUAACCUCAACACUCUGGAAGACCUGAACACCAGAUGGAAGCUUCUGCAGGUGGCCGUUGAGGACCGCAUCAGGCAGCUGCACGAAGCCCACCGGGACUUUGGCCCCGCGUCCCAGCACUUCCUUUCCACUUCUGUCCAGGGUCCCUGGGAGAGAGCCAUCUCGCCAAACAAAGUGCCCUACUAUAUCAACCACGAGACCCAAACGACUUGCUGGGACCAUCCCAAAAUGACAGAGCUCUACCAAUCUUUAGCUGACCUGAAUAAUGUCAGGUUCUCAGCUUAUAGGACCGCCAUGAAGCUCCGAAGACUGCAGAAGGCCCUUUGCUUGGAUCUCUUGAGCCUGUCAGCUGCAUGCGAUGCCUUGGACCAGCACAACCUCAAGCAAAAUGACCAGCCCAUGGACAUCCUGCAGGUCAUAAAUUGUCUGACCACUAUCUAUGAUCGCCUGGAACAAGAGCACAACAAUCUGGUCAACGUCCCUCUCUGCGUGGAUAUGUGUCUCAAUUGGCUGCUGAAUGUCUAUGACACGGGACGAACCGGGAGGAUCCGGGUCCUGUCUUUUAAGACUGGCAUCAUUUCUCUGUGUAAAGCGCAUUUGGAAGACAAGUACAGAUACCUUUUCAAGCAAGUGGCAAGCUCCACAGGAUUUUGUGACCAGCGCAGGCUGGGCCUCCUCCUGCACGACUCUAUCCAGAUCCCGAGGCAGUUGGGUGAAGUCGCAUCCUUCGGGGGCAGUAACAUCGAGCCGAGUGUCAGAAGCUGCUUCCAGUUUGCUAAUAAUAAGCCUGAGAUCGAAGCGGCCCUUUUCCUAGACUGGAUGAGACUGGAGCCCCAGUCCAUGGUGUGGCUGCCUGUCCUGCACCGAGUGGCUGCUGCGGAAACUGCCAAGCACCAGGCCAAGUGCAACAUCUGCAAGGAGUGUCCGAUCAUCGGAUUCAGGUACAGGAGUCUGAAGCACUUUAACUAUGACAUCUGCCAAAGUUGCUUUUUUUCUGGUCGAGUUGCAAAAGGCCAUAAAAUGCACUAUCCCAUGGUGGAAUACUGCACUCCGACUACGUCGGGAGAAGAUGUUCGUGACUUUGCCAAGGUACUAAAAAACAAAUUUCGAACCAAAAGGUAUUUUGCGAAGCAUCCCCGAAUGGGCUACCUGCCUGUGCAGACUGUCUUAGAGGGGGACAACAUGGAAACUCCUGUUACUCUGAUCAACUUCUGGCCGGUAGAUUCUGCGCCCGCCUCGUCCCCUCAGCUUUCACACGAUGAUACUCAUUCACGCAUUGAACAUUAUGCUAGCAGGCUAGCAGAAAUGGAAAACAGCAAUGGAUCUUAUCUAAAUGAUAGCAUCUCUCCUAAUGAGAGCAUAGAUGAUGAACAUUUGUUAAUCCAGCAUUACUGCCAAAGUUUGAACCAGGACUCCCCCCUGAGCCAGCCUCGUAGUCCUGCCCAGAUCUUGAUUUCCUUAGAGAGUGAGGAAAGAGGGGAGCUAGAGAGAAUCCUAGCAGAUCUUGAGGAAGAAAACAGGAACCUGCAAGCCGAGUAUGACCGUCUCAAGCAGCAGCACGAGCAUAAAGGCCUGUCCCCACUGCCGUCCCCUCCCGAGAUGAUGCCCACUUCUCCCCAGAGUCCCCGGGACGCCGAGCUCAUUGCCGAGGCCAAGCUCCUGCGUCAGCACAAGGGCCGCCUGGAGGCCAGGAUGCAGAUCCUAGAAGACCACAACAAGCAGCUGGAGUCGCAGUUACAGCGGCUCCGGCAGCUGCUGGAGCAACCCCAGGCCGAGGCCAAGGUGAAUGGUACAACGGUGUCUUCUCCUUCUACCUCUCUUCAGAGGUCAGACAGCAGUCAGCCUAUGCUGCUCCGGGUGGUUGGCAGUCAGACUUCAGAAUCCAUGGGCGAGGAAGACCUGCUCAGUCCUCCCCAGGACACAAGCACAGGGUUAGAGGAAGUGAUGGAACAGCUCAACAACUCCUUCCCUAGUUCCAGAGGACACAAUGUAGGAAGCCUUUUCCACUUGGCAGAUGAUUUGGGCAGAGCGAUGGAGUCCUUAGUGUCAGUCAUGACAGAUGAAGAAGGGGCAGAAUAAAUGUUUUACAACUCCUGAUUCCCGCAUGGUUUUUAUAAUAUUCAUACAACAAAGAGGAUUAGACAGUAAGAGUUUACAAGAAAAAAAAAAUCUAUAUUUUUGUGAAGGGUAGUGGUACUAUACUGUAGAUUUCAGUAGUUUCUAAGUCUGUUAUUGUUUUGUUAACAAUGGCAGGUUUUACACGUCUAUGCAAUUGUACAAAAAAGUUAUAAGAAAACUACAUGUAAAAUCUUGAUAGCUAAAUAACUUGCCAUUUCUUUAUAUGGAACGCAUUUUGGGUUGUUUAAAAAUUUAUAACAGUUAUAAAGAAAGAUUGUAAACUAAAGUGUGCUUUAUAAAAAAAAAGUUGUUUAUAAAAACCCCUAAAAACAGACACACACACACACACACACACACACACACACUUGGAGGCAGCGCAUUGUUUUGCAUCGUUUUAGCGUGAUAUCCAUAUGAAAUCCAUGUUUUCUUUUCUUGCAUAUUAAAGAUAGGACACUUCCUCUAACACCACCAGAUGAUUACUUCACAGUGCUCUUUUUGGAAUCGCUGGCCGAGUGGGACUGGCUGUGGUUUUUCGCUUCCUGCAUCUAUAGGUCUAGAAGUAUGUAAAUACUGUAGGGAUAUAGAUAAAUAGAUCUGAAUUUCUGGAGACCUUUGAAAUUUCUUGUUCAAAUGACCUGGCCACUUCCUAAUGCAAAGAGAUUGCCUCUGGUCCCGCAGGCUUACCUGCUUGGUCUAGAAUGAAUUCUCCCUGGAGCCUGAAACCAGGGGGCAGCUACCACACUGAAACACUGUCUGGGGCCCCAGAUGUUUCUCAUUUGCAACUUUCCACUGACAGCGACGGUACCGAAUUUUUGCAAAGGGACAUGUGAAUGAAUACACAGGACUUACUGUGUCCGAGUGAUCCGUUAGCUGAUACAUUCAGCUUCCGGCCGCUGGCAAGGCCACCAUCUACAUUUAAUGAUGCUUCAGCGGAAGUCACGACAUCAGAAGAUAUUUUUCACUCGCAGACAGUAGGAGAUCCUUCUGGUAGGGCUGGAAGGCUGUGGAUUGCCAGCCGAUCCCUGCGAGGGAGGGAGGCCACUCUUGAAGUAAAGGGCUGGAUGAAUGUUCCUAACCACACUGAGAGAUCUUGGUAAUUACAACGAAUUCCCUCUGCCCUCUUCUCACAAACAGCAGUGGUUAUUUUAGGGGUUUUUUUCUUUUCUUUUUUUUUAAGGACUUUCCCCAUUGCAGUGAGUUUUUAAAUGCCACAAGACUUCAUUUAAAAUAACCCUCGGGAAAAUGUGUAAGACAGCCUCAUCACGGUGUGUUACUGUUAAAUAUCCACCCACAAGCCCAUGAACUUGGUUGCCCUACUUCACAUUUCUCUACAAGCAAUUCCACGCAGGUUUGUAAGGGGGAACGGAGACGGAUUCGCGUGUUCCGAAAAGUACUCCAAACCCUUGGCUGGUGGAUGAGGAAGGUUAACGAUACAAAGAUUGUUCAAAAAGAAUAACCCAAGAGGACUAACUGGUAGGAACAAGCUUUACUCUUUCGUGUUCUUAGCCUUUCAUUUUUUUUUUUUAAUCAUUCAUUCAAUAGAAAUCACCGUGUGACCUAUUAUUUUGCAAAUCUGUUACCUCUUAGGUCAAGUGUUAACUUUUGGGGAGUGGGUUUUGUGUAUUAUUUUAUUAAUGAUAAUUAACAUCCAACAUGGCUUCUCAUGCUAUUUCUACCUCACUUUGGUUUUGGGGUGUUCCUAAUAAUCGUGCACACAGGCUUUCACCCACUUGUCUCCUGUGUCAAUAUUUUUCUCGAUUUUUUCCCCCCAUUGUAACUUCCACAAGAAAACCCAAAGCUCUAAGGUAACAAAACGACCUGAAGAUUCGGUUUUAGUCUUGCAUUUUUUUCCUUUAUGUGACACUGGACUUUUUCCUUCACCCACAAGUUUGGUUUUUUUGUUUGUGUGUUUGUUUGUUUAACCAUGAUUAAAAACAAGGGGUUGUGUUACUUCCUACUAAGCGGUUUUAAGUUUCCUUCUAAAAGCAGAGGUAAAUAGAGUGCAUAAUUUUAUUUUAAUCUUUUUGUUUUAUCUUUUAGACAUUAGUUCUGGAGUGAGUCUGUCAAAAUAUUUGAAUAAAAAUUGAGAGCUUUACUGCUACAUUUUAAGCAUAAUUUGGACAUUACUUCGUGUUCUUUAUAACCACCAAGUAUUAAACUGUAAUCAUAAUGUAACUGAAGCAUAAACAUCAUGUGGCAUGUUCUGUCAUUGUUUUCAGGUACUGGGUUCUUACUUGAGUAUCAUGAUAGAUUGUGUUUUAACACCAACACUGUAACAUUUACUAAUUAUUUUUUUAAACUUCAGUUUUCCUGCAUUUUCACAACAUAUCAGACUUCACCAAAUAUAUGCCUUACUAUUGUAUUAUAUUACUGCUUUACUGUGUAUCUCAAUAAAGCACGCAGUUAUGUUACAAAAAAAAAAA